Messenger RNA from Blepharisma stoltei, 435 nucleotides. The record is from the annotation of a GenBank genome assembly. NCBI's taxonomy places the organism in Eukaryota, Ciliophora, Heterotrichea, Heterotrichida, Blepharismidae.
AUGGAAUCCAAAAGAAUCAGUAAAGACUCAAUGCUCGGAUUUUAUAUGAUGCCUCCCACAUCAGAAGAAAAUUUUGACCAAUCAGCCUAUCAAGAACAUAUAAAAAAUCUUGAUAAAUUAAUUAACGCACAAAAACUCGAAGUUGAAAACUUCGCUCCUGAUGAUUUUAAGAAUCACCAAUUACCCUUAGCCAGAAUCAAAAAAAUAAUGAAAUCUGAUGAAGACGUCCGAAUGAUAAGCUCUGAAACCCCAGCUUUAUUCGGCAAAGCUUGCGAAUUAUUUAUAAUCGAGCUAACUCAUCGAGCCUGAAUCCACACAGAAGAAGGAAAGCGUAGAAUCUUACAAAAAAACCAUAUCACAGCUUGCAUUAAUAAAACCGAUAUUUUUGACUUCCUCCAAGACCUAAUUACGAAAGAAACGGCGAAAAAUAGCUAA